Messenger RNA from Apodemus sylvaticus (European woodmouse), 3822 nucleotides. RefSeq names its product raftlin family member 2 (gene Rftn2). Lineage: Eukaryota; Metazoa; Chordata; Mammalia; Rodentia; Muridae. The coding region runs from base 550 to 2067 and encodes 505 amino acids. The record is from RefSeq and is a predicted model, not a curated record. The transcript is spliced from 9 exons.
CUUCCUUGGUAGAAGCAGGGAAGAGAGGAAACACAGGACUAACCAGAGAAAACAGAAGGAAUCGCACCACUUUGACUAACUUUAUCUCCUUUCCGUAGAUAAUCACACCAGAGUCGCACUUUUGCCUUUAAUUCCGUUUCUGGACACCUCUUUUUCCUUUCAGCCAACUGGGUGAGACAAAGCCCGUCGGUGCCCUGAGCGGCAGAACUCUGGUAGGGGGCUGGCUGGCUGUAAAUUGACGUGGCAUGGAAAUUCUCCACUAAGUUGCAGCAGCUUGCGAGUUCCUCAAAGCUGGAGCUCAGCCUCCCUCCCGGAGCUGGAGCCGGAGCCUGGGCUCAGUGGCCGCACAGAAGAAUGGAUCGCGUCCCCAGCUCCCCAGCUCCUCGCCCCGGGCCGCCGCUUUCUAUCUGGCUAUCUACCAUUUCGCUGAAAACCAAAUCAAAGCAGUUAAGUCUGUAACUUUGUUUUCGCAGCUUAAUAAACAACAAAAUUGACUGCCCUUGCUCCUCGGGCUGUUCCCUGCAAUCUUAACUCCCUGCAGACUUUGCCAUGGGGUGCGGACUUAGGAAGCUGGAAGAUCCUGAUGAGAGCAGCCCUGGAAAAAUAUUUUCUACCCUGAAGAGACCGCAAGUGGAAACAAAGACAGAAUUUGCUUAUGAAUAUGCACUGCUGGAUUUUACUUUACAAGCUUCAACAAAUCCAGAUGUCAUCAAGAUAAAUUCAGUCCUGGAUAUAGUUGCCGAAGUGGAAGACUAUUAUCUUAAGGGCUAUGUGGUUGGGGCCAUUCACCCAGUUAUACAGCCUGCAGGGCAGCGGAAGCACCUUCCAGCAAGUCACCUGUACCGGGCGGUGCUAUCCAGACGGAAGCUAAGCCCCAAGCACUCAGCAGCAGGCGGACAAAGGCGUGCCAGGCUUGUGAUGGAGGAGUGCCCACUAACCUCUGAGGCACAAGCAAACGACACUGCAAAGGAGCUCAUCGACAAGAUUAAUGCCGCUGCUAAACGAGGGAUGAAGUUUGUGGGGCUCGUCUCCCAGUGCUACUUGCCAUCUCUGCACUGUAACGGAGCCAGCCACGAUGGAGCUGCAGAGUCGGAGCUACACACGAGGCACAGCUCACAGAACACCUGCAGAGGCUGGAGCGAAGGAGCCCUUGGUGGACACUUGUCGGGAAGUAGAGUGGAGGGAGAACCUCAGCACGAAAGUGCACAGCAGCAGACCGAGGGGAACAGCAGCCCCAGCCACUCUAACCCAAGGCGGGGAGAAGCCCCAGAUAAUAAGCUGUAUAUGGUCUUCAAUGCUUUUGAGGAGGAUCCGGCCUGCUGGGCGUAUCAGGAAGGCGUCCUGUCCAUGAAAGUGACGAGGAAGGGAGCUGUCAUCAGUGCGCUGGACGCCAACUGGCUAGAACUAACUACAUUUUAUUAUAAGCAAGGCUUCUCUUUAAUUGACUCUUUUGUGUGCUGGGAGACACCUAAAGGGGACCAGUUACCUAAAACCUUGGAAGGCUUUUUUAUCUAUGAAGAAGAAGGGUCUGGAGUCCCAGGUUCUGACAGGAGGGAGAAUGAUGCCAUUGUGGUAGAGCAGUGGACAGUCAUUGAGGGCUGUGAAAUCAAAACAGAUUACGGGCCCCUGCUGCACACCCUGGCUGAAUUUGGAUGGCUUCUGACAAGCGUGCUGCCUACACCUAUACUGAGACAUGACAGUGAAGGAAACUUGGCUACCAAGCAGGUCGUGUUUCUCCAAAGGCCAGUUACGUGGAACUCAGCCAAUCGGAGCCCAGAAAGGAAAGGCAGCCGGCUGCUGAGGGGCGAAGACAGAAACAAGGUGGGCAGCAGGAGCACAGCCCUGGGCAGCAGCGCGACCCAAGCCGUAGGAGGCCGAGCCCCGCCGGAGGAGGAGGAGGAGGGUCCCCUGUCUCCCUCCAGAGAGUGCUGGACCAAGGAAGAGCGGCCGGCACAGCGCGACGGCUUCCCCGCCUUCGGCAGCAACAACAGCGUCCUCCGGGACCUAGAUGACGAUGACGGACAGUUUGACCAGGAAGAGGGCGCGACACAGGUCACUUGCAUGUGACUUGCCAGGUGACCCCAUAGAAGGCCUUGUAAAUAUUAAAUGACUGCCAUCUGACUUUCUUUCACUACUACUAUCUUCAUGUUUGUAAUAUUUUUAAUUUCCAGGCUCAGCCUUUCCCUAAUCUAUGUAAACUUUGGCUCAACCUCUGAGACAGGGAAGAAUAACCAACUAUUUAUCAGUUUAAAAGCAUGCUUUCAUUUCUCUCAGCUAAAACAUCUGUGUAAACAGAUGUCUCAUCUGGUCAUUAAGCAGCAAGCUGGGUCACUUACCCACAAAUGGACAGAAGUCAGUGUUUCCCAUCAGGCUGAUUAAAAAGUGUGGCUAUCCAAAUCACGUCAACCAAUUAGAGCCUUCCCAGGAAGCUGCAGCCUCGAUUAAACUGAAAAAUGUUCUAUCCUCCCUCUCUCUGCCCCUCUCUGCCCCUCUCUGCCAUGGACACAGACUCAUGAAAAUCUCUCUUCCCUGCCUAGAGCAGUUAAUUUGGUUUUUGUCUCUCACUGUUGUGUGCCCAUACAAAGCAAGCCCUGUUUGUCAGAUGUCUUCAAAAAACAUUUCCUAUGUCUUUUCCUUCAAAGAGCCACCAUGUGGCCAGUUCCUCAGCGAAUCAUUAACGUUGGCAUUGUUGGUCCCGAUAGCCUACCUACCAGUAGCGUUAAACAGAAUUUAAGCCAGUUAAGGCUGACAGGAUGGCUCAGUCAGUACAGGUGCUUGCCACGUACUGUCUCUGGAACCCAUAGAAAUAUGGAAAGAGAGAACCAAUUCUACAAAAUUGUGCUCCGACCCCCACAAGCAAGUGCUUGUUCCUCCGUGCCCUGUGCGCAUGCAUACACUCAAAUUUUAAAAAGUCACUGAAGAGGGGUCACUGUGGAGGGCACUGCAUGGCUGAGCAUAACUGCCCGCCCUGCGCUGAUCUAGGAAGAAUUCAACUGGCUGAAUCUUCAAGCCCUGACUGAGAAACGGACUGAGAGAUCGUUUUUCAUCAGAAGUCCACCGAUUGUUUACUAUAGCACAGGCAUUGUUGGUCCUGAUAGCCUACCACUGUCCAAUAGUCCUGAGUGUCCAAUAAAAGGUGACUGACUGGUUCCUGUAAAAAAACAAGUCAUUGAGAUCCCACAAUCUCAAUGUGUAAAAGCCAUGGUAGAUGAAAGCAUUUCAUCUAUGCCAAGCUGGCACACCUCCAAUCUCAGCAUUUGGCAGGCAGAGGUAGGUAGAUCUCUGUGAGUUCUAGGACAGCCAGGGCUACACAGUGAGACCAUGUCUCAAACAACAACCAACAAAAUCUAAUUUUCUUUUUUUAAAUUUUCAAACACCAUUGAAGAGAACAAGUGUUGGUCUCAAAUGGAAGUGGCCUGUUACAACUGUUAGGUUUAAAUCCCAUUUUUAUCUAGACAUGUUAAACCUGGAAAAGGUUACAGCCCAGAAUUCUCAGUCCUGCAGGAGUGGAGGGGCUCACAGCCCACGUGAUGUCUGCAACUCUGACCCUCUCCAUGGCUGCCAUCCUCCUGCGGCAGGGAGGCUUUCUUCUCCCCCAGUCUUUACCCGGUGUAGACUCAUCUUCUACAGAACAGGGGCCUUGCAUUUAUGAUGAAAGGCUGACCUUCAAAAGAACUACAGUAGGCUAUGCCUUUAAGUAAUUCAUGUAUUAUAUAUUUGUAUUGGCUUGAUGUUGACAUUGUGAGUCAUUUGGAUAAUAAACUCUCAUUUGUUGUCAGGCUACUGUCCGACUGAACACAAAAAUGUCUGUUUUGUUUUCUA